AUGGUCAAGGGUCCUGCAGCUGUCUUCAUUGCUAGACAUGGCGCUCGUCUUGACGCCUCAGACAAGUCAUGGCACCUCACAUCACCGACACCCUACGAUCCACCUCUCACAUACGGCGGCUGGUCACAAGCCAAAUCGCUUGGCCUGCGCAUAGCAGCUCUGCUACAUCAACAGGACAUUGAGGAGACUGAAGCGGCAAAGAAUGGGGCGAACGAGGACCUGGCGCAUCUCGAGUUCAGCGCGCUGGACGCCCCCAAGACACAACCACUUAGACCCAAGAAAAAGAAGCGCAAGAUUGUAAUACAUUCAAGUCCCUUCCUGCGAUGCGUGCAAACGAGCACAGCAGUCGCAGCAGGCAUAUCGCAGUACAAGCCCGAGGCAACUCCAAAGCUUGGAGUGCCAGCACCAUCGAAGGAACACAGCGGCGUGCUAGGAAGCUCUCCUUUGGCAAGGUCGACACGCUCACAGUCACCACGUUCGGGAUCAUCUUCGGUACAGCCCGCGUACCUUGAUCCGUUGGCAGACCCCACCCUCGAAGUCUAUUCGAAGCCACGCAAAGGCGAGGAGAAAAUCCUCCUGCGCAUCGAUGCAUUUCUUGGAGAAUGGCUGUCACCCGACUACUACGAAGACAUUACACCACCGCCGAACUCGACAAUGAUGGUCGCAGGCGCGAAAGCGGACCUGCUACGGAGGGGAGACAACUUGCAGGCACAGCCAGAUGCGAACAGCAGCAAAGGUCAUUUCCCCGGUGGCUGGGGAGGACCAAGCAAAGGUACUGCAGUAUCGACCCUCGGUCGGUCAAGCGUCGAUGAUGGAGCUUUCUCCAGCAUGAGCAACCUCGCACAGAACUUACCACCAACCAGAGAGCGUGCUAGUAGUCUGAGUAGCAGAGCAGUCCAAGCACCGAAAACGAGAGGCGGCUUCCUAUCACUCAAUCCAUCCACACGUCAUAUCAUCAAAAAGAACUACAACUCUCCUGCUCCGUCAUACUCUGUGUCGCCCUCCGACCCCAUACCAAGAGGAUAUGUCGCCCAUGCGCGAGAGGCGUGCGUUACAGUCGACUUCCAGUGGGACAGCAUGCGACCACCACAAGAGUGGGGCGAUGGUGGUGAGUACGGCGACGAAUGGAGUACUAUGCACAAGCGGUUCCGCAAAGGGUUGGCUGGCAUGAUGGAAUGGUACAGAGAGCAUGGGGCCACACCUCCAAAAGACCAGUUUCCCGGCUUCACCUUUUCAGACCAGCCAAAGGCUACUAAAGAGCUGAGACUAUCUGCACCUCAAGGCACGAACUUCGCAGUAAACCCUCUUCCACUACUGAACAGGAAAUCAGAAGACGAAGAAGAGGAACUCGUGCUUGUUCUCAUCACACAUGGCGCGGGCUGCAACGCUCUGCUUGGUGCCAUUCAGAACCAGCCUGUCCUCAUAGAUGUCGGUCUGGCUUCACUGUCCAUGGCCGUACGACGGGGCCAUCCUCGGAAGCCUUCCGUUCCAACUGUUUUCCAGCGGCGGUUGUCAGUUGCGGACCCUGUCAUGUCAGAGUCUUACGAGAUGAGACUGCUCGCAUCGGUGGAUCACCUGCGACCUGGUGUAAACCCAGCAGUUCUCUCACAGCCCGAAUCAGCGAUUCAGUCACCCGCAGUGCACCCUAGCCCAACGACCGGAAAUUACAGGAGACGGUUCACCGGCGGUUCCUCUGGGUUGAACACCCCUAGUGACUCUCCCUUUACUCUUGAUGCCUCUUACAGAAGCUGGCUUGGAAAUUCCAGCGGCGUGCGAAGGACAGCAAGUUCAGGCUCAAAUUCGCGAUACACACCAAGCCAUCUCAACGACAGUGGAAUAUCGUCAUCAUCAACCGGCUUGUGGUCGAGCCCACGUAUGGUGGCAUCAGAUGCAGCCAGUGAUGGCAGAGCGAGUCCUGGUGCUGACAUGGUGCUCAACUUCUCGAACCAGCAACCUACGCCAAAACCAAGAUCAGCUGUCACCGCAACUAGUCAACCCGUUGCAAGCACUGUGGCCGAGACGAAGAACAAUCUGACGAGAAUAACGACCAAUGAGGAACGGGAAUCUGGAGACUCUGUAGCACCACUGCUAAACACUCUCAACCGAACGAACAGCACAUCAAAAUCUGCUAGUGGUGGUAGCCUCUGGGGCGAGAAACCUCAGGCAAGCACUCAUCAGGGCCUUUGGGGCCCGCCGAAGCUCGCAGGUGUGGCUGAGCGUGAGAGUGGGCCUAAGAGGAGGUGGACUAUUACGGAGCACAACCAGUAA
This is a messenger RNA of Macroventuria anomochaeta, 2268 nucleotides long. RefSeq lists its product as uncharacterized. The transcript is spliced from 2 exons. Bases 1 to 2268 code for a protein of 755 amino acids. Lineage: Eukaryota; Fungi; Ascomycota; Dothideomycetes; Pleosporales; Didymellaceae. The record is from RefSeq and is a predicted model, not a curated record.